UUCAACAUGUUUUGAUUUGUUAUUUUCAAGACAUUGUUUCACUGCCUCAGCGGUUGUGAAGAAGCUGUUGGACUGGCUCUUGUAAAGCCUCUUACGCCGCUGGAUCUUAAAGCCCGUCUUGUUUUUCAGGGCAAAGCUUUGUCGAGGGAAAAUUGGACUGGAAAUCUCUUCGGGUUACAAGUGGAUUCGAUACUUUAAACAAGACUCGACUUUACCAAACACCGAACAAACAAACAAACUAGGCGUUAGUAGAUUUUAAAGUCUUAAAAGAGAAACUAUGGCCGAGACGAACCAGACCGAGGUGUAUGUUUACGAACAGGUUGUUAUCCUGACAUCCUGUGUACUUUCGUUUUUUGGGUCACUUUUAAUCAUAUGCACAUAUGCAAGAUGGCACGAUCUGAGAACUACACCGAGAACACUGCUCGUGUAUCUGUCUGUCACUGACCUUCUGUCUGCACUCUCUUACUUUUACGGAGUUUUGAGGAUUUUUGACUCUGAUUCUGGGGAUUGUAUCGCGCAAGGAGCAAUUUCCACAUUCGCCAACACCAGCUCAUUCUUCUGGACCGUGGCUAUUGCUAUUUACUUAUACGUUUUUAUUGUGAAGUCCAGCCAGAGACAGGCCGACAAUUUGGUGCUGUAUUUUCAUCUUAUCAGCUGGGGCGUUCCUUUCGCCAUCACUGUGGCAGCCCUGUCCCUGCACAAGAUCGGCUAUGACGCCUCUGAAGUGUCUGUUGGCUGGUGCUGGGUGAACAUCCAGGCUGAAGAUCAUGUGCUGUGGAUGCUGCUCACAGGAAAGAUCUGGGAGUUCAUUGCCUAUGUCACACUGCCAGUCCUGUACAUUCUUAUAAAGAUACACAUUCACAAUGCAUAUGCAGCCCUGUCUGAGUACCGUCCCAUCCUGACCAGCAGCCCUGUCUCUCACUCGCUGUCUUCCAUGGCAGACAGGAAGCUCACCCUCAUCCCCAUCAUCUUCAUCAUGCUCCGCAUGUGGAGCACCAUCCGCUUCCUGCUCCUGCUGACUGACUCCCCUGCAGGACACAACCCUGUGCUGGUCACCUUGCAUGGAAUUGGAAACACCUUUCAAGGAGCUGCUAACUGCGUCAUGUUUGUGCUGUUGACUCCCUCGAUUCGAUCACGUCUGGUGGCUCUGCUGUGCUGCAGAGGUCAGGACAGACACUGGCGUACAGAAUCAGUGUCCCAGAACAGGGAAAGUGCAUAUACGCCUUCACACAGGGAGGAAAACCCCAACGCCCAAACCUGGGAGAACAGUGAGGGGUAAAAGCUGCUAGGAUCCUCCAUCUGCUGCAGCACGUUUAAGUCUAUUUGAAUGGAGUGAAAGCUCUGACUUUACAGCUCUCUGUUGUGGUUGUUGGAGUUACGUCAGAGCCUUACACUCAGCUUUCUUGUUUGACCAAGUGCCUUCACGGAUUACAGGGGACUGCGGUCACAUGCACAAAACCCGCAGAGCAUGGAACACAAACGCACUUUCUGUUACCGGUUUAGCUCAGCACUUUAGGCGAGAGGCUUUCUGUCUUCCAAAUCUGUUUUCAUUCUGCUGCUGCAGAUAUCUCAUGUUCAUUUAAAUAGAAAUUAGAUCUGUAGCUCAGGGGAAGCGAGGGAUACAGCAGUUUAUUAUCUAGUGACCAAAAUGGCACUGUUGUGCCAAGUGUUUUCACAAGGGAUUUCUUCCCUCUUUCUCCCACCAAAGCAUUCUUAAUGCAAUGUUAUUACUUUACAUUACAUUUAAUAUGUGUUUUUAAUCCAUUAAUUAUGUGUAUUAUGUGUUGUAUUUAUAUGUACAAAUGUAUAGUAUUGCUUUUGCCCUAUGUAUGUAUAAUGUCAUAAUGUCAUUUCUUUUUUUUCUUUCACUUUUCUCUGUAUAGAGUCACAUGCACCUAGUCACAACAUGCACAUGUAUUGUUAUUUCACACAAUGCCUUUAAAAUACCUAUGACACAAUGGGGAAGAAGUGCCUUUUAAUCUUUGUAUAUUACCGGUAUAAAUUAUGUAGUUAUG
This is a messenger RNA of Sinocyclocheilus anshuiensis, 2015 nucleotides long. Its product is annotated as probable G-protein coupled receptor 157. Gene Ontology annotation, biological process: adenylate cyclase-activating G protein-coupled receptor signaling pathway; cell surface receptor signaling pathway. The record is from RefSeq and is a predicted model, not a curated record. NCBI's taxonomy places the organism in Eukaryota, Metazoa, Chordata, Actinopteri, Cypriniformes, Cyprinidae. Bases 278 to 1279 code for a protein of 333 amino acids. Gene Ontology annotation, cellular component: plasma membrane. The transcript has 4 exons. Gene Ontology annotation, molecular function: G protein-coupled receptor activity.